AAGGAAAAUUGCUUUAACAGCUGUCUCUGUUUACAUCAUCAACAUUUUCGCCGGAAAAUUUUAAUUUUUCUUCCAAAAAUGCCUUUUCGUGGCUUGACAAACAAAAUAAAGCAAGCAUUUCAGCCACGAACGAUCCUCCCUCCGUAUUCACAUGCAGUACAAAUUGGAGAUCCAAUUGUUCGCACAAAAUGUGAAAAAAUCCCUCCCGAAACGAUAAAAACGCCCGAAGUUCAAACACUUAUCAAGCACAUGAUUUCCGUAAUGCGUCAAUUUAACGCCGUUGGUCUCGCCUGCAAUCAAAUCGGGAUGCCAUACCAAAUUUUCACGAUGGAAUUCACAGAAGCCCAUGCGAAAAAAUUCAAACCCGAAGUCUUCAAGAGACGCGAAAUGAAAAUUUUGCCUCUUACGGUAAUCGUCAAUCCCGUUCUUAAUGUCACGAAUUACGACAAAAUCAAAGAUGUCGAGUCUUGUUUGUCCGUUCGAGGAUAUUCAGCUGAAGUUGUGAGACAUAAAGCAGUUUCCGUCGAAGGUUAUGAUGAACAUGGCGAUGCAAAAAAAUGGGAUUUUGAGGGAUGGAAUGCGAGAAUUGCGCAACACGAGAUCGAUCAUUUGAAUGGAAUUCCAUUUACAGAUCGGAUGGACCCGAAAACUUUCAGUUGUACGUUAUGGCAAACGGUGAACGAGAAACGGGGGAGGAUUGAAAUGCCUUUUUAUGCGAAAUGAGAAUAAAAGUUUAUGAGAAAUUUAUUGAAAAGUUGAAGUUUUGAGUCUAAAUUUUUGAAAAUUUUCUUUAAAAUUGAAUUUUUAA
Culicoides brevitarsis is the source of this 808-nucleotide messenger RNA. Its product is annotated as peptide deformylase, mitochondrial-like. Gene Ontology annotation, biological process: peptidyl-methionine modification. Bases 79 to 723 code for a protein of 214 amino acids. Gene Ontology annotation, cellular component: mitochondrion. Lineage: Eukaryota; Metazoa; Arthropoda; Insecta; Diptera; Ceratopogonidae. Gene Ontology annotation, molecular function: peptide deformylase activity. The record is from RefSeq and is a predicted model, not a curated record. The transcript is spliced from 2 exons.